Molecule: messenger RNA, 1467 nt
Organism: Hypoxylon fragiforme
Lineage: Eukaryota; Fungi; Ascomycota; Sordariomycetes; Xylariales; Hypoxylaceae
Product: mitochondrial outer membrane translocase complex, subunit Tom20 domain-containing protein
Exons: 4
Coding region: 367-882 (171 amino acids)
Biological process (GO): tRNA import into mitochondrion; protein targeting; protein import into mitochondrial matrix
Cellular component (GO): mitochondrial outer membrane; mitochondrial outer membrane translocase complex
Molecular function (GO): transmembrane protein transporter activity
Source: RefSeq, a predicted model, not a curated record
AUUGAGUCUAAUUGGGUGGGGUGGUUCAAGUAUGUACUUGUACAAGGCUACUACUAGGUAGUUAUGUAUUGCACCUAUGUGUGUGCACGUCAAAGUCAAGCUAGCUGCAUUAAAAAAAAAUAUUACGAAAGGCUACACUUUAAUACUUGACUUUACCUUCCUAUCAUUGAAUGUAAAUAUCAUAUCUGAAGAAGCAAUUUUACCGAGCUUCCAUAAACUUGCAUCGCAUACUCUUUACACUACCGAAAACUACUUCUAUCAUCACUUAUUGUCACAUAUUCUGUUUCACAUAGUGAUCUCCCCUUCAUCGGUUUACCGAAUUACCCCUCCAUUUAUCACUCUCUCUUCUCUUUCAAAUCCUUCGCAAUGGUCCAGACGAGUACAGUAGUGUCGAUAUCAGCGGCGACAGCUGCGACAGGUCUCCUAGCAUAUGUCCUAUACUUUGACCACCAAAGACGCGCAGACCCCAACUUCCGACGAAACUUGCGACGAGAAGAGCGACGACAAGCGCGCGCUGAAAAGGAAGAAGUUGUUGCCAUGACCAAGCAAAAGAAGCAGGAUAUCCAACAUGUUGUCCAGCAAGCUGCCGAAGAAGGCUUCCCCACUGGUGUAAAUGAGAAGGAGCAAUUCUUCAUGGACCACGUUCAGAAGGGCGAGCUGCUAGCUGCGGAUCCUUCCCAAACGGUAGAAGCCGCAUUAGCAUUCUACAAGGCGCUUAAGGUAUACCCAACGCCCGGCGAUCUAAUCGCUAUUUAUGAUAAGACCGUGGAUAAGCGCGUUCUUGACAUCCUCGCUGAGAUGAUCGCAUACGACAAGAACCUAGACCUCGGCUCCGGCGGCGGUCCUAACAUUUCAGAUCUGCCCUCCGCGGGUCUGGACUAGGCAGAGGUACCUAGGAAUAGGAAUAGGAUAAUAGUAGUAGAAGUAGUAAAUACCUACUCGCCUUCUAUUCCUAAUCAAACUUUUUAACGAUUUUCCCCCCGUUGCCCUCUCUCCUCCACUCUACUUACCUCACGAAGAAAGAAAACAGCACAUGUCUUGGCGAAACAGGGGAAGGCUUCCACUACCCACCAUUACCACUGCCACUACCACUGCCACUACCACUACCUCGGGAUUGAUCUGAUUUGAUUGCUUGCUUGAUUGAUUAAUCGAACGAUCACGCAAGCUUUGAUAUAAUGGAAUCAAACCCCCUCUCUAAUCCCCAAAACAAGAAGAGAAGCCUCCUCCAUCUUACGCGAUGCGAUGGUGAUGUACGAUCGAUUUUUUCUUCUCCUCUUCACUUCUUUCUUUCUCUCUCCCUCUCUACCUCUAUGGAGUGAUGUGUCAGUAGAGAAGAAAGGAGAGAGAGCAUAGACAAAGAAAGAAAAGAGACAAAGAUAAUAAUAGCUUCCAUCCAUGUAUCAUAUAUGCCCCUAUCUUUCGGCCCAGCCUAGCCUAGCCUAGUCGUAUUACCAUCAUCCCCCUCCC